Molecule: messenger RNA, 1651 nt
Organism: Sebastes umbrosus (honeycomb rockfish)
Lineage: Eukaryota; Metazoa; Chordata; Actinopteri; Perciformes; Sebastidae
Gene: idi1
Product: isopentenyl-diphosphate delta isomerase 1
Exons: 7
Coding region: 141-1007 (288 amino acids)
Biological process (GO): isopentenyl diphosphate biosynthetic process; isoprenoid biosynthetic process
Cellular component (GO): cytoplasm
Molecular function (GO): isopentenyl-diphosphate delta-isomerase activity
Source: RefSeq, a predicted model, not a curated record
CGUGACGUCAGCAGUAGGGAGGUAAAGCUAAGGCGGUCGAACACAGCAGCACAGUAUUACAGUAUUCACCUCUAAAAUAGCGUCGUUAAGAUACGUUAAACACGAGGUUUAUCUACCUGAAACAGGAACAUUGUUUUGCGAUGGUGCGGGCUGUGUGGGCGGUGCUCCGCGUGCUAUCCUGCGACGGAGCCGCUGUGCUGAAAUCAAACAUACCUGUCGCUGCUAGAGCUGCUGCACUACGACACCGACCUACCUGCACACCUUUCACCUUCUGCUACAGAGCUAUAUCAAGUGAGGUGAGACACCUACAGUCUGCAGUCAGGAUGCCCGAGAUAACCACAGAUCACCUGGACGAGAAGCAGGUGCAGCUGCUCGCCGAGAUGUGCAUCCUGAUCGACGAGAACGACCGCAAGAUUGGAGCGGACACCAAGAAAAACUGCCACCUCAACUCCAACAUUGACAAAGGUUUAUUACACAGAGCUUUCAGCGUGUUCAUUUUCAACAGUGAAGAGAAGCUGCUCUUACAACAGAGGUCUGAUGCCAAAAUCACUUUUCCAGGCUGUUUCACAAACACAUGCUGCAGCCACCCUUUACACACAGACAGUGAGCUGGAGGAGAAGGACGUAAUAGGAGUGAGGAGAGCUGCUCAGAGGAGACUCGAAGCUGAACUGGGUAUCCCCAUGGAACAGGUGACACCAGAUGAAAUGACGUACCUAACAAGGAUCCACUACAAGGCUCAGUCAGACGGUGUGUGGGGAGAACAUGAGAUUGACUACAUCCUCUUCAUGCAGAAGAACGUGGAGUUGAGUCCAGACCCCAAUGAAAUCAAAAGCCACUGCUACGUCAGCAAGGAGGAGCUGAGGGAGAUGUUAGAGAAGGGCAAGCGCAAAGAACUGGAGAUCACACCCUGGUUCAGCCUCAUCGCAGAGACCUUCCUCUUCCAGUGGUGGGACAACCUGCAGAACCUCAAACAGUUCAUGGAUCACGACAAUAUCCACCGCAUGUAACCAAACAAGCAUCGGGCUCCACCUUCAGUCAUUUCUAACCUGUGGUUGUAGUAGUACUUGCUUGACAUACAAGCACAGCCAGCUGAGCUGCUAGAAACCCUCCGACGCUCCGAAAAAUAAUUAUCACUGGUUACUUUUGCCAAGGUAGCAGUAAGUGUAGGACUUCUACACCAAAAGAGGAAGUGGCGAAUGUUAAAGCCUUGCUAAUCAGCAAGAGUUGAUGUAGUUCAUAGUUGGUUUGUAGCUCUGAGGUGCAUUCAUCUACACAAGAGUUGAUGCAAGUAGGGCUGGUAGGCUGACUCUUAGUCUUCAGUAUUUAGAACACACAUACCGGUAUAUAUCAGAUAAUCUAUUCUGAUGAGCUGUACACUGGAUUUACUGAGUGAACAGAAGUAAAUACAUUUAAAAGCUUAUUUUAUUAGGAAGAAAAUGUAAUCUUAUUGACAACUUGAUGAAGAGAAUAGCCUAUUUUUAUAUUAAAAAAACAACUUAAAAGUGCCUGAGUACAGGUGAUUAGGUUGAGAUGAAUAGUCUCCAGGUACUGAUGUGAUGUCACUACUGUCACUUCUGUAUAUUGUCGACAACGAUAUCAAUGAACAAACUGUGUCUUUGCACUCUUUUACACAAUAAAGUGUUUGACUGUG